GUCUUUCAUAGCAAUUUGUUUUCUUAACAAUUUGUGUAUCACAAAAACAAUCAACCAGUGAUCAAACCAGCCGAUCAAACUAACCAAAACAUCAAACCAUCCGGUCGGUCCCAAACCCAAAAUUCGCCAUUGUUUACCAACUCUUCAAGCUUCAUCAGUAUCUUACAACCGAGUCUUUGGCCAUAAAUUUUGAUGUUAACAAUUCAUUCAAUCAUUCGCAACUGAAAUCAAUCGUCCUAUCUUGCCGCUGACACCGAAAUCUGAAUCCCUCUUUCUGUUUACAGGUUCUUGCAAUUGGUGAACUUUGAAUUAUAUUGAUCACUUGUGAAUUUGAUUGGAGUUGACAUAAAAUUAAGCUGUCUUGAAUACCUGAUAAUGUUGGAGCGCCAAAAUGAAGGUGAAAACAUUUCAGAGGCUAGUAGUAUUGCUGCUGCUGGAAGUGGUGUUGUUGAAGAGACGGACCCUGAUUUACUGAAGAACACUCCUUCUAACAUUCGAAGAUUGGCUGAUGAGAUUCAGCAGUUUGAAGGCCGCCAAAAGUACCUUGCGCAAACUAGGAGCUCAUCUGAUGGUGGGGAUGUUCGGUGGUAUUUCUGCAAGGUUCCUUUGGGAUUUAAUCAGUUGGCUGCCUCUAUUCCACAUGCGGAGGUUGUUGGGAAAGGAGAAUAUUUUCGCUUUGGUAUGAGGGAUUCACUUGCAAUAGAGGCCUCUUUUUUGCAGAGGGAGGAAGAAUUGUUGUCCUACUGGUGGAGGGAAUAUGCUGAAUGCAGUGAAGGUCCAAAAGGAAGAACUAGUUUGAGUACAGAGGCAGAUGUACCUCAGAAUCCUCAAACAUCUGAACUGUAUGUCGUUGAAGAGGAAAGAGUUGGUGUCCCUGUCAAGGGUGGUCUGUACGAGGUGGACUUGGUGAAGCGGCACAGCUUUCCAGUAUACUGGAAUGGGGAGAAUCGGCGUGUUUUGAGAGGUCAUUGGUUUGCACAAAGUGGAGGCCUUGAUUGGCUUCCUCUCCGGGAAGAUGUUGCUGAACAAUUGGAGUUUGCAUAUCGUAGACAGGUUUGGCAUCGGAGGACAUUUCAACCAUCUGGACUUUUUGCAGCUCGUGUUGAUUUACAUGGCUAUACUCCAGGGUUGCAUGCACUUUUUACUGGGGAGGAUGACACUUGGGAAGCGUGGCUGAAUGUUGAUGCUUCUGGCUUUUCCACUAUCAUCAAAUUUGGGGGGAAGGGUGUGAAGCUUAGACGAGGAUAUGCUCCUUCUCCAUCUCCAAAGCCUACACAGGAUGAAUUGCGGCAGCAAAAAGAGGAGGAGAUGGAUGACUAUUGCUCAGAGGUUCCAGUUCGCCAUUUAGUGUUUAUGGUCCAUGGUAUUGGUCAAAGAUUGGAGAAAUCUAAUUUGGUUGAUGAUGUAACAACUUUUCGCCAUAUCACCUCAAGUCUAGCUGAGAAGCAUCUAACUUCAUAUCAACGGGGCACACAGAGAGUCCUUUUUAUCCCAUGCCAAUGGCGAAAGGGUUUGAAACUCAGCGGAGAAUCUGCAGUGGAGAAAAUUACAUUAGAUGGGGUACGAGGCUUGCGUACAACUCUGAGUGCAACUGUUCAUGAUGUUUUGUACUACAUGAGCCCCAUCUAUUGCCAGGAGAUCAUUGAUUCGGUCUCAAACCAGCUCAAUCGUUUAUAUGUUAAGUUUCUAAAGAGAAAUCCUGGGUAUGAUGGCAAGGUAUCAUUAUAUGGUCAUUCCUUGGGAAGCGUUCUCUCGUAUGAUAUUCUCUGCCACCAAGAGAAUCUGUCCUCCCCAUUUCCAAUGGAAUUUUUGUACACAAAAGAUGGAAAGGAUGAAUCAUCGGGGGAUGCUUGCAAAUCAUCUUCUGAUUUCAACUCCAAAGAUGAUGGUAUUGUAACCCCACAAGAAACUUUGAAUGAUGACAAGACAGGAGGACAUCUUGAUCCACCCAGGCUUGGAGACUUGGAGACUGAAAAUUCUCCUCUAGUUAAGGAUCUUUGUCCAGCUCCCUGUUUUAAUAUAGAUGAAAGCUCCAUAGCGGAAGAUGUGCGUGGAAUGCAAGAUGGCACUGAAUCUUUUGCAGCCAAUGUUCAAGAUCAAGAUUGCAGUCCUAGUGAUGUGUGUCCUGUAGGAAUAUUAACCUUGGGUAAAGCCACUGAUAUCAAUUGUUGUGACAGCAAUGAACAUUCGGAGGCAAAAACCCAUAUGGGUGUUGUGGGUUCUGAUGUAAAAGAAAAUUUAACCGAAUCUCUGAAUACAUCUGAUUCGUGUGAUAAAGAUGAGGAUAUUCAAGCUCUUAAGUCAGAGCUUGAUGCUUUAAAAGCAAGACUAGCCUAUUUAGAAACACAACUGUAUCAGAAUGAUGCUAGUGGCAGGUCUUCUGAAGGGUGUCAUGAGCCACCUAGCAUAUCAGAUCAAGAUGCAUCUAGAAAGACAAUAAUUAUGCAAGAUGAUCGAUCAAGGGGCUAUAAACCUUACAUCAAGUACACCAAGCUUGAGUUUAAGGUAGAUACAUUCUUUGCAGUAGGAUCCCCUCUUGGUGUCUUUCUUUCCAUUCGAAAUGUUCGCAUUGGGAUUGGUGAAGGACAAGAGUACUGGGGAGAGGAGAAUAUAUGUGAAGAGAUGCCUGCUUGUCUACAAAUGUUCAACAUCUUUCACCCUUUUGAUCCUGUGGCAUAUAGAAUAGAACCACUUGUGUGUAGAGAAUAUGUUGAAAGACGCCCUGUCAUCGUUCCUUAUCACAGAGGAGGAAAACGAUUGCAUAUUGGACUUCAGGAAUUUGCUGAAGAUGUUGCAGCACGAUCUCAGUCAGUAGUGAAGAAUCUAAAUGUUGUCAAGGUUCAAGUGCUCACUUUAUGUCAAUCAAGAAGGAAAGAUGACCUAGAAGUAGGAGACGAUGAUGUCACUGAAGAAGAGAAAUCUUACGGCUCUUAUAUGAUGGAAAGAUUAACUGGAAGCGAAGAUGGACGAAUUGAUCAUGUUCUUCAGGAUAAAACUUUCCAGCAUUCAUAUAUAUCAGCUAUCGGAGCACACACAAACUAUUGGCGUGAUUAUGACACCGCUCUUUUUAUACUAAAACACUUGUACCGGGACAUUCCUGAAGAUCCCGCUCAAUUAAACUCGCAGAGAUGCUACACGAAAGAUAAGACGGAAACCGUAACUUUUGUCGAUGAAGAAUUGCCAUUGACGUUCUCUAGCAACAAUAUAAGCAAAAGACCACCCAAGAGAACAUAGAAAGUUGUCCGGUCAUCUUGGUAACAGUUAGCAGUAUGAACUUCUAAUCAGUAGUAUAAUCACGCAUUUUACUAAAUGUUUAGGAUUCGAUACAAGAAGAUCCUUCGGGUCGAAAGUAUGCUCAUGUAUCCUUGUACAUGUAAGUUAUAGGCUAUUUCAAUGGAUUCCUUCGACUAUAUUCACAUCUUGUAAAUUUUUCUAUGUACAGCUUUAAAAACUUCUUUUGUAAGCAUUUUUGUACUGGUUAAUUAUUUGAAUGGUAUAUAUAAUUUCUUAACAGUGGCUAA
Molecule: messenger RNA, 3521 nt
Organism: Amaranthus tricolor (Joseph's coat)
Lineage: Eukaryota; Viridiplantae; Streptophyta; Magnoliopsida; Caryophyllales; Amaranthaceae
Product: phospholipase SGR2
Exons: 22
Coding region: 376-3234 (952 amino acids)
Cellular component (GO): cytoplasm
Molecular function (GO): glycerophospholipase activity; metal ion binding
Source: RefSeq, a predicted model, not a curated record